UGCAGCGUGUUGCAGCAGCCAGGCGGGUUGGGAGCCGAGGUUCCGGGAUGAAGAAGCAGAGCCAUUGAUAGAGCGCACCGUGCAGCAUGAUCCGCAGACCGAGGAUCAAUUUCAAGCCCAUUGUCAGGCCCGGGGGCCGCUCAGUGGGAGGGGGUGUAGCCCAGGUCGCCCCCCGUUCUGAUCCCACAGACCCCAGUCAGGAGAAUGCAGCGGGGACCCCGCCUAGGGAGGGCAACUCGCUGCCCGCAGCGGACCACAAGGAGCCCCAGGCACCUGAGGACAAGCAGGGGAGCCAGAAUGAAAAGGAGCUGGUGAACGGGAGUGAAAGCCAGCCAAUUAAAGUCACGCCUGUACCCUUCCAGAGAAGAAAGCGGAUAUCCACUUUACCCAACUUGGCAAAACCAAGGGCUUCCAAUUCCUCCUCUGCGAUUACACCUUCACAGAAACCUUCUCCAGUGGAAAUUCCAUUAGUUCAACCCAACAAUAACGCUCCUGUGAAGAAUGAAGUCUCCUCACCCGAGAAACCAAAGCUACCAUCUUCUCCAAAGUCUCCCACAUCUCAUGGACCUAUUCUGGGGCAACCUCAUCCUCUUCCAGAAAAGAGGACUCCGGUGCCACAUGUGCCGCAAUUUUCCCCUAAUAAGAAACCUGCUCUUAAAUUACUUGAUUCGUCCCCUGGUAAAAGUGUUCAGCCUUUGACCAAGGAGGAGCUAUGUCCCCUUAAAGAGAGACCUUCGCAGGAAUCGAGUGUGAAUGAAGCGUCUCUCAGUAGGACUAAGCCUACUCCCAUUAAGAAGGUAGUGGUUGAUGUGGAGAAAGAGCGACUUAGAAGGGCUCAGAAGUUAAGAGAUCUGUUACGGGAUGAAUUAAGGAAAGAGCGGAAAGCAUGGAAAGAGAAACAUCCCAUAAUAGAUACCAGUAUUGAACCAGAACGAUCGAAAAUGACUAUGAGAGAUUUUGUACAUUUCAUCCCUGUCAACAACCCCAUGAAAUCCUCUUUUGAAGAAAGAAAGAACAGUGAAAAAUCUCAAAGCACAGAAACUCCAAUCACCACAACUGACGUAAAAAACACCCCUCUUGAGGAAGAUGGUGAUCUAGAUGAGGAUGAAAACGAUAGCCAGUUUGUAGUCCCUCGUGUGAAAGUAGCAGAAGAUGGGUCCAUUAUACUGGACGAGGAAAGUUUAACAGUAGAAGUAACCAGAGCAAAAGCAGCCAUCGUUGAAGAAAAUGAUCCAAUUUUUGAGAGAGGCUCCACAACCACCUACUCUAGCUUUCGGAAGAACACUCAUUCUAAGCCAUGGUCUAAUCAAGAGACCGAGAUGUUCUUUUUAGCGAUCAGUAUGGUUGGGACAGACUUCUCCAUGAUCGGUCAGCUCUUUCCUCACAGGGAGCGUAUAGAGAUCAAGAACAAAUUUAAGCGAGAAGAACGAGCGAACGGCUGGAGGAUUGACAAAGCUUUUAGUGAAAAACAAGCCUUUGACUUUGAUUUUUUUGCCAAGCUCCUUGAAAGGGCACUGGCAGAAAAGACCAAAAAGCCAAGAUCUCCAAGAGUUAAAAAACCACAAGAGAAAAAAUCGCCCAAAACACGCAAGAAGCCGAAAGAUAAACAAGCAGCAGAGACAAAGAGUAAAGACUGUGACGAAAAUGAGGCCAAUUUGUCAGAAGGCGAGAUGGCGGACUUGAGGACCGCGGAGAAGGAGAACGAGGAAACGCUAGGAUUAAAUGAUAGUCAGACUUCCUUAGAUCUCGCCCCCGUUAAAAAGAAACGGCAACGCAAGAACAAAGAAGCAGAUUCUGUCGGCUCUGUAGAAGAGAAUAGUUUAGAGAAGGGAAAAAAAUCCCGGAAAAAAAAUAAGCAAGAGACGGAACCAAAGAGUAAAGACUGUGACGAAAAUGAGGCCAAUUUGUCAGAAGGCGAGUUGGCGGACUCUAGGACCUCUGAAAAGGAGAACGAGGAGACGCUAGGAUUAAAUGAUAGUCAGACUUCCUUAGAUCUCGUCCCCGUUAAAAAGAAACGGCAGCGCAAGAAAAAAGAAGCAGGUUCUGUCGGCUCUGUAGAAGAGAAUGGUUUACAGAAAGGAAAAAAAUCCAGAAAUAAAAAUAAGCAAGAGACUGAACCAAAGAGUAAAGACUGUGACGAAAAUGAGGCCAAUUUGUCAGAAGGCGAGAUGGCGGACUCUAGGACCUCUGAAAAGGAGAAUUGCGAGACGCUAGGAUUAAAUGAUAGUCAGACUUCCUUAGAUCUCGUUCCCGUUAAAAAGAAACGGCAACGCAAGCACAAAGAAGCAGACUCUGUCGACUCUGUGGAAGAGAAUGGUUUACAGAAAGGAAAAAAAAAAUCCAGGAAAAAAAAUAAAAGCACUUCAGGAGAGGAAGGUCAUGAGUCUGGAAAAGAAAAAACAGGGAAUGACGAUAGUUUGACCACCGAGGAAAAUCCGGUUCCAGACACCAUCAAAGAGAAGAAAAGAAGAGCACGGAAAAAAAACAAUGACCCCAAAGGUCCUGAAAAGGAGCCAUUAUUAGAGGAUGGUUCUGCAGUCUCUCCGUUGACCAAAAAGACCAAAUCUAGGCGAAAGGGAAAAACUGUGACCUUUGAGGACACAGACCCUGUGGAAAAUGUCAAGGAAGAUGUUGUUAAAACUUUAGAGAGUCUGUGCGUAGAGUCAGAAGAGUCCGUUCACAAUGAAUCCAUUACGCUCUUCUCUGAAGAUUCCGACUGGCCGGAAGGUGAUUUGCUAUCAAGCACACAGCUCAUGGAUGUCCAUGAUUGUGAAGUGCCUCCUGUUUCGGACUUGUCGACAGCUGAUGAACACAUGGUGUCUGUCUGUGAGGAUCCAAUGCCAGGAAGUCCACAAAAAUCUACUGGUGAAGCCUCUGACUUUAAGAGAAACACAUGUAAAGAGUCGUCUGUAAGAGACUCCGUACCAAAGGAGGUGGAUUCACACGUUAAAGACAAUUCGGCUGAGAUCUCCCAGCCAGGGAUUGAAUAUAUUACCAGACCCGAACCAAACUGCACCCCGCCGGAAGCAGCUGUGGAGAGGCUGGCAAAAGACACCAUCACUGUGUCUGAAAGUGUCAACGCCAGUUCAAAUGAAGACCUCACUACAAAACCAGAAGCAGAGAUGGAACCUGUAACGUCUCCCCCUAAACCCGCACCAGUGGCCCGUGGCAGAUUCCAGAAACCAAAGCCCAAUUUAGCAAAAAGCCAUACUCAAAAAGAAACUGUGGCAGUGGCAGAGGAUGCUCCCAAUAUUCAAGAAUUGGCGUUGGAAGGGUCCAGCAAGAUCUCACUGUGUCAUAAAGAGGACCUCACCGUGUUGGAAAAACAUGAAGACAAUAAAAUGGAAGUCUCCACGGUAGAUGGAAUGUUAAGCCUAGACGGGACCGUUCCAGUCACUCUUCCUAUUCAGUCUCCAAAGGAUUCGCCUUCCAAGCACUCGGAGUCUGCACAUCCACUCAGUGGAGCUCCAGAAUUUGCCCCACCAGAAACAGGUCAAGACAGGACCACAACAGAGGCCUCAUGUAACGAGAAGCCCCCUGGCCAGACAGUGAGAGGACGCCUGAUAAGACCCAAACCAAACUUGGCCAGAGCUCCUGGGAAGGUUAGACAAUUGGAUCAGUGUCAGACCAAAGAACAGACCGAUAAACUUGGACAGACUUCUGAUAAGCCUAGUAUUACCAACCUGCCUCUUGAAACUCCUAAAUUGGACAAAGGAACCGAGAACAAAUCUGAGGACCACUCUGUACCAAAGGAUGACUGCAGACCAUCUUCCAUUAAACCUACACCCCUUGUUCGGAGCAGAUUUCAAAAACCAAAGCCUAAUCUGGUGAGGACACCUACUAGAAUCGCAAAACCAGAGGAAAACCAUAGCAAAACAGCAGGAGCUUCAUCCGUAGCCCCAACACAUCACAAAGAGGAAAUGUGCCCUGUUAAAAAGGUAGGAGAACAAAGAUUGGAAAUCCCCAUGGAAGAAGAAGGUUCUACACAAGACUCUGCAUCAGUUCCUAUUGCCUGUACCACCCAAAGUGAUUCUUCCUCUGCGUCCUCUCACUCCGAAACCAUGGACAUGGAUUCUAUCCCAGAACACUUGGGGCAAGAUGCCACUUCAGAACUGUUUACGGCUGAUGAACCGCUCCGAUCUCCGAAUAAAUGUGUGAAAUCCCCAGCUAAAUUCUCACCACUGGCAUGUGAUGGGUCCAACGAACCCAAUCUAGUAAGGAUUUCCCCAAGAACUGAAAGAUCCAAUGUGGAAGAAGACCACAGCAGGAAAAUUACCGAGCAAGUCACCGAAGAACCCACUAGCAUUUCCCAGAGCCCCAGAGAAGGCCUGUCUGCUUUAGGAAAACCUGGAGAACCGGAAAGGGAAAUUUCUUUGUCAGAUGAAAACAUUGCACAACAAACCUCAGCUUCAUUUCCGUACACUUCCAACUCUGAGACCUCAGAAACUGUUCUAUCCCAGAAUAAACAACUUGAUUCUUUACCUGGACACAUGGGAUCAGAAGAGAUCUUGAAAGAUUCUAGCUCCACAGAAGAAGCCAUGAAACCAGAGCCAGUCAAGACACCUAUUCCAGUCAGGGGUAGAUUGCAAAGGCCAAAACCAAAUAUACAGCGAGCUGCAGCAAAGAAUAUUCCUGCUUCAAAUGGGGCAACUAAAGAUGAAAUCAGCAUGAAUGUGGAAUCCCUUUUACCCUCCACAAUAAAAACUAAUAACACUGUGUCGCCUGGAGGAUCCAUCUCUGUUCUGAAUGCUUCUUACCGCGAAAAAGCCUCGCCAAGUCGCCUCCAGCCUGUCAAUGAAGGCAGACCUGCAGAUGUCUUAAAACCAGCAGUCUUAUCAAGGAGCAGAUUCCAGAGGCCAAAACCUAACCUUGCCAGAGCUGCUGUGAAGAAAGAUUUAUCCGCUAGCGAUGAAGAGAGUAAAGCAACAGGACAAAGCAUCCAACCUACAGUUUUCAUCCCCAAAACCUCUAUAUGCGAAGAUGUUUCUAAACGGAGUGGUGACCUCGGGCAUCCACAAAGUGCUGCAUUAUUGUCUGAAGGACCUCAAUCCAGUGACCCUCCUCCAGAAACUCAGCAGAACCCACCUAAGGAAAACACCACGGUCGCUGGUGUAACGGAUGUACACGAUAGUUUUGAAGACGGAGUUGCAAUUAGUGAAGAAGCAGCUGCUUAUGAACCAAGCACACAUCCAACCUUAAGGACCGCAGGAGCCCAGUCCCCCAAUCUAUGGUGCACAGUCAAGAGGAAACGCACAAGCGGACAAGAAGACCAGGCUGGAUCAGUGGAUGUUAGAGAUUACAGUAAAGCUGAUACAGCCAAUAACUCUUUGGAGCAGUCGGGAGAAACAGAAUUUGGACAUACUGUUAGGCGAGAGACAUCUCUACAUACAAACGAUUCCCAGAUAGUACAUUGCGAUGGAAAUGAGCAACGCCUACCCAGCAAUCAAGCACCAGAACCCCUCAAAACACUUGAAGACCAUAAACCCAUCAUUGCAUUACCGGGUCUUAGAAUUCACCCAAAGCCAAACCUAACACGAGCUGUGGGAAGAAAGGAAGCCUCACAGACACUGGAUGCUGAAGAUAAAAUAAAGGCAGAUGAAAAGUUCCAAACUCCUGAAACCAGCUGCUUAAAUUCCCGCAAAGUGGUAGAGUCUAGCUGUCCUGCAGAAGGUGCUCAAAGGGUUAACACUGCUGCUUGCGAAACCACAAGACUGAAAGAAGAGGAUGCCACAAGCCUAAAUAUCAAACCGGCCCAGCUGAGAAGGGGGAGGCUUGUACGGCCAAAACCGAACCUCGCAAGAGCCUGUAACCGGAAGGAAAGCACAGAGACAAAUCAGGCGCUGUCUGCUGAGAUAGAACCCACUACUACAGAAACGCAUAAUGCCGACCCGUCCGUGUCAUCACCUGUUACUAAAAGGAAAGCUGCUGAAUAUGGCAAGACUGUGUCUCCUAAGAAAAGAUGCCCCUCUGCAUCAGAAGCCGAGUUUGAGCGUUACUUGGACCAUAAAGUCUUUGUUUCUGGAGAGCAGCAGAACACUCUGUCCCCAGGAAAACCGCAGCAUAGUGCAAAGGCGAAUCUGCAAGAGAAUAGCCCAUCUAUAGAAGUGAACAGCGCAUCUUCUGGAGCAGAGCCCGAUUGCCAUGUGUAUCAGAGGAGCAGAUUUGGGAGACAACUUAAAAGGCCAGUAUUGCCUACCCCACCUGCUCCAUCACAUUCUGAACCAGAGGAUAGCACAGAAAAAGACAAGAAUCUAAGGAGUACAAAGUCCAGUAUUGGAAAAAGCAGAUAUUCAAACUCUGUCUCCAAGAAGUGUAAAGGAAAGACCACCCUCAUCAAACUCCGAGCCUCUCAGGAGGAGGAGGAGGAGGACGAUGAUGAUGCACAGUUGGAUUUUGAGGAAGAGAAUUAUAACCUUGCUCCUGACAUGGUGAACCAAGCCCCCGUGUUUGUUCCCUUCAGCCUCAGGUCACCAAGACCUGUGCCUUCUGAGAUCGAGGAGACUGUUGAAGAGCUUGAAAUUCCAGUUGAGAUUUUGGAAGUCCCAUCUAUCACUGAUGGAACACACACACAUUCUCAUCUCCUUCCAGAUGCUCAGUCAGAGCAUGAAUCACCAGACAAUUCAGAUCACGUUGAUGGAAGUACUGAAGCGGCCAUGACUUUGAUAUCCAUGGGAAAUCCUGUAUUUCAGUCCAGAGUAUCUGAACCUGAUACAGGUUUAACACCAAAGGAGACUGAGCCAGAAACACCCUUGAUGGGUACCGGAUCCAUCAAUCAGAAGCACGAAUUUGAGAACUGUGAAGACCUUGCAUUUAAAGAUCGAACUGAAGAGGCUAGAUCAGAUGAAACUCACUGUGAUCUUCUCAGCAAUGAGCAUGGUGCUCCUGGUGAGCUCGGGGAUCAGGAUGGCCUUGUCUUAAUGGAAUGUCUCCCAUCUCAAAGUUCUGAUUCCAGGCUAGCCAACCUCUGCACUGAUCCAGAUGAUGGGAACUCUGGAGUUCCGUUUGAGCAGAUUAAUUUCCAUGGUCUUCCUGGAGACUCACAGCCGUGCUGUGUAGUACCACACAAUCAGGAAAUCUCAGAUAAUCUAUCUGAAACCGGAUGUCCAGAUGAGGAAACCACUUUUAUUUUGACUCUGGUAGAAAUUCCUCUAAACUCGGAUUACCAGUAUUCCUGCGAUACAUUUAUUCCAGAGGAGCCUCUUCCAGCUCCUGUUAUGGUCAGCGCAGGUUCUGCGCAUGCUGUAUCUACGUCAGAAUGUCAGAGCACAGAGACUGUAGCAUCCUCUGUUCCUGCGUCCUGCGAUCCGUGCAUCCCACCCGACAUUGAGAACGCUGAAUCGGCAGUAAGCCCGAUAUCAAGAAAAAGAAGGGCAAGCAACUCAGAGGCAGUAGAGGCUGAGCCAUUUCAGAAGAAGCCUUUGCUCCAAGAUAGUGUCCAGAUAGAAGAACAGCACGUAGCUGAAAAGAUUGUAGAAAAGAAUUUGGAAUUGACAAAUGUUGAGGAGGAAUCCACUUCUGUCACAUCAAUACCUGGACCAUGUCAGGAGGACCAAAUCCCCACUUCAGACAUCAAGAGCAAACCAGAAACUCCGUCAUCUAGCACACAAGAUACAAGUGAACUUGCAGUCCUCAGCACUGAAAACAAUUCAAUAAAUAGCACUGGACACUUACCUGCAGCAUGUUCAGCAUUACCUUCAAAAACCACGUUGAAACGGCCUGGCAAAAAGCCAUUGGGAAUAUUGGGAUUAGUUUGCAAAGAAAAAGCAAAGAGAGGAAAGGAGGACUUAAAGAGUAAGACGAAAACCUUGCCACGGCCUCUGUCUAAAAAGCCAUCUUUGAGUUCCCGGAAAUCCCAGGAUAAAGUCUCUACAAGAAACAAUGCCUCUGCAACAAGCAUUCAAGUGCCUUCACAGACCUGCUCUCUGCCUGCUGUGUCAGUGGUUCCUUCUGUUAAGGAGGAGAUCAAUGAUUCUGGCAAACCUCAGGAUUUGGACAAUCAAAUCAACAAACCUCAAGAAUUGCCCAGUUCGACUGAAGAUGUUUCGGAAGAGGAGGUCUCCACAGUCUCAGAAUAUUUUUUUGAUGACAUCUUUAUGCCGGUUGAUGAUGAUUAAAACUCAAAAGAUGUUGACUGACAGCAUAUUGCUAGCAAAAUUGCUCUCCCAAGACAAGUUUUCUUUUUUCAAAGGAAACCUUUAAGAACACAUGGAAAUGUUGCCUUGAGAAAGCACCCUUUUGUAGAACGCAUGCAUAUUCCGUGCCUUGUACAAAUUGUAUAUUUUACCAUAAUGAAGCAUGUUUUCCCUGUGGUUUACAAGUAGGCACAUUUAGAGCCUCUUUUAUAUCCGUCGUGUACAGUGACUGUGAAUAGGUAUAUUUAUUUAUUUAAAGUUUAAUUUAUUUUCUCUUUCAAUUGAAGACAAAGGCUGCAAAAUAUUGCUAUGCAGUACAUUGCUGGACCAUUGUUUUAAAUGAGCCUCUGUGCCUAAUGUACGAUAGAGCAAUGUAAAUCAUUGUCAGUGUUAAAAGUUUAAUUAUUCCCCAGAUUUCCUAUUCUUUCAAUGUGUUAAAUGAGAUCAUCCAAGUUUUUUUUUUUUUGGUUGGU
This is a messenger RNA of Pelobates fuscus (common spadefoot toad), 8605 nucleotides long. RefSeq names its product B double prime 1, subunit of RNA polymerase III transcription initiation factor IIIB (gene BDP1). Gene Ontology annotation, biological process: RNA polymerase III preinitiation complex assembly. NCBI's taxonomy places the organism in Eukaryota, Metazoa, Chordata, Amphibia, Anura, Pelobatidae. The transcript is spliced from 49 exons. Bases 87 to 8114 code for a protein of 2675 amino acids. Gene Ontology annotation, molecular function: TFIIIC-class transcription factor complex binding. Gene Ontology annotation, cellular component: transcription factor TFIIIB complex. The record is from RefSeq and is a predicted model, not a curated record.